Hydra vulgaris (swiftwater hydra) is the source of this 2213-nucleotide messenger RNA. RefSeq names its product serine/threonine-protein kinase Nek7. Gene Ontology annotation, biological process: peptidyl-serine phosphorylation. The record is from RefSeq and is a predicted model, not a curated record. NCBI's taxonomy places the organism in Eukaryota, Metazoa, Cnidaria, Hydrozoa, Anthoathecata, Hydridae. Gene Ontology annotation, molecular function: protein serine/threonine kinase activity; ATP binding.
AUAAUUUGUGAGUAAUAAACUUGAAUGCUUCAUUUCGAUUGUCUGUCAAUUAUUUAUAAAGAAUAAAUUCUUUUUUAAUAAGAAAUAAUUUUAAAUUGAAUUUUUUUAAAACUAAACUAAAAUGUCUAAAGAAACCAAGGUACCAAAUCUUAAGUCAAGCAACGAAGAACAAGAGAAAAAAGAAGAACUUUCAAAACAAUCAUCUCGCUCUAACACUCCAGUGACACCUAAGUCGCCCAAACCAACUUCCAUGUCUGCCACCAUGGAUACUGACAGAGUGGACGAAAGUAAAUACAACUGUUUAAAUAAUUUUGAAAUACAAAAGCGUAUUGGUAAGGGUCAGUUCUCCGAGGUGUUUCGAGCACGUUGUUUUAUUGAUAAUAGCAUUGUUGCAUUAAAAAAGGUGCAAAUAUUUGAGAUGAUGGACAUAAAAGCUCGCAAUGAUUGUCUGAAAGAAAUCCAGCUUCUUAAAUCAUUAAAUCAUCCAAAUGUAAUAAUGUACUUAGCUUCUUUUGUUGAAAACAAUGAGCUGAACAUUGUAUUAGAACUUGCAGAUGCUGGUGACUUGUCAAAAAUGAUCAAACAUUUUAAAAAACAAAAGCGUUUAAUUCCAGAAAAAACAAUUUGGAAAUAUUUUGUACAAAUUACAGCAGCACUUCAACAUAUGCACUCUCGUAGAAUAAUGCAUCGAGAUAUAAAACCUGCCAAUGUUUUUAUCACUGCUACUGGUGUUGUUAAACUUGGUGAUCUUGGUUUGGGCAGGUACUUCAGUUCCCAAACAAUAGCAGCUCACUCACUUGUCGGCACUCCCUAUUAUAUGUCCCCUGAGAGAAUACAUGAAACUGGCUAUAAUUUUAAGUCAGAUAUUUGGUCUCUUGGUUGUUUAUUAUUUGAAAUGGCAGCACUUCAGUCUCCUUUUUAUGGAGAUAAAAUGAAUUUAUACUCCUUGUGCAAAAAGAUAGAACAAUGUGAUUAUCCUCCCCUUCCUUCUGAGUAUUAUUCUGAAGAUUUGCGUAAUUUAGUGGAUGUUUGUAUUAAUCCUGAACCAGAUCGGAGACCUGGUAUUGAUUAUGUGCAUAAUAUUGCUCAAAGAAUGUACAAUAUAAAAGUUACAAAGUAACUAAUUUGUUAUUUUUAUUAGACAUGGUUUCCAUUUUAAUGUUUUGUUGCAUGGCAGUCAUUUGUUUUCAAUAAGUUAAAAUUAUUUUUAUGUUCUUUUGUUAGAACUUUAUUUGUGUGUGGUUUGCAUUACUCAUUAUGCUGAAAGCAUAAAGUAUGAAAAUUCAUUUAUUUCUAUGUGUGAAAUGAUAAAAUGCGAAAUUUAUAUGCUAAAUUAAAUAUAGAAUUAAUAAUAUUAAAAUUCUAAAAUAUUUUCUUACACUUGAAAAAUGCGUAAAAGUUUCUUUUUAUAGUGUUUAAUGCUUUGUUACCCUUUUAAAUAAUUUUUUUCUUUCUCUAAACUAAAUUUCUUUUCAGGAGUGUAUAUAAAUAAAACUAAAGAUAUUUUCUUUCGUAAUGAAUUUCAGUUCAUCAAUUAGAAUCUCUUCCAUUUCACUUAUAUUUAUUGAAUUUAUUCAAUAAACUUUUAUUAUCAAAUAAUGACAUACAAAUUUUAUGCAUGAAUAAUUUAUCCAAAUGUUUUUGUUGUGCAACAAGUAUACGACUGACAUCCAAUAAAAUUUUGGAAAGCUCUACUGCAAUCUAAUAAUUUUGUUGUUAAAGUUUUUUAAAGUAUAAAUAGCGAUAUGUUUAACUUCUAGUUGAAACUUUUUUAAUGUAUAGUUAAAUUGUUUAUAUAUUUUUUACAUUUUGUAAAAAUUGUGAAGUGCGGUUCUUAAAUUGUGUAUAGUGGCUCUAAAAUUAUGUUGUUAUAUAAUAUUGUUCUUUUUUUUAGUUUUAGGUUUUUAGUAGUUCUACGUUUUUUUCUAAUAAAAUCUUUUUUUUCCUGUUUUAUAGAUAUUUAUUAUAUAAGUUAUUUAGAAAUUAUGUUGAGCGGGUAAAAAAUAGAAAGGGAACAUAUUUUUCUCUCUUUUUUUAAGUUUCUUUUCUUAAAAAAUGUUUCAUAUUUUACAAAAAAUAUAUAUUUUUUAAAGUCGCGUGUUCUGUUUAUUGUACAUUGUUAUAUGUAUUUAUGUUGUUUAUAUGUUGGAAUACUUAGCUCAACGACAAAAUGUUAACAAUAAAUUUUUUUAAUUUAUUUUAUGAUCGCAAGA